Caretta caretta (loggerhead turtle) is the source of this 1946-nucleotide messenger RNA. RefSeq names its product cytosolic phospholipase A2 gamma. Gene Ontology annotation, cellular component: cytosol; nucleoplasm; nuclear envelope. Gene Ontology annotation, molecular function: calcium-dependent phospholipid binding; calcium ion binding. The record is from RefSeq and is a predicted model, not a curated record. Gene Ontology annotation, biological process: glycerophospholipid catabolic process. NCBI's taxonomy places the organism in Eukaryota, Metazoa, Chordata, Testudines, Cheloniidae.
UGAGGGGUUCUAGCCCUGGAAAGUUGGUUCAUUCUGCAGAAAGACUUGGGAUGGGUGAAGGUAAAGUCCGAAUUUCCUAUGAGCUGUCAGAAGGGGAAAAACUAGGGACAAGCAACAGAAAGGUGCAGGUGAAGAAAUGCCUGGAUAGCCUUGGGAUUCCCUGUAAUCUGGAAGAUGUGCCCAAUAUUGCCGUGCUGGGAGCUGGGGGAGGUCUGCGGGCCAUGAUCGCCCUUCAUGGAACCCUGCAGGAGCUACAAAAGCAUGGUCUACUGGACACCAUCAUGUACCUGUGUGGGGUCUCAGGUGCAACAUGGUGUAUGUCCUCUCUCUACAAAAAUGGGGACUGGGCAGAGAAAUUGCAGGCCUUGGAGAAAUGCAUGUGUGAUGCACUUACCAAAUCCAACUGGCACCUUGGAAAGGCCACGGAAAUGCUACUCGAGGCAGCUAAGGAUGAAAAGUAUUCCCUGACUGAGUUCUGGGCCUACACUGUGGUCUAUGGCAUGUUACAUGAGCUGAACAUGGGGCACUUGUCAGAGCAGAGGGGUGCGUCUGAGAAUGGAAAUAACCCCUACCCUAUCUAUGCAGCUGUGGAUGAGCAUAGUUUCUGCAAAGUAACUGAAUAUUCUCCAGAAACCUGGUUCGAGUUCACCCCCCAUGAAGCCAGUUUCCUUGGCUAUGGAGCAAGUGUACCCAUGGAAUACUUUGGAAGUGAAUACAAGAAUGGGGUGCUCAAGAAUCAGAAAGAAGAGGAAAGUAUGAGUUACCUGCAAGGUUUGUGGGGAAGUUGCAUUGGCAGCAAAGCAGAAAAUGAAAAAGUCAUAAAAGAUAUAUUCUUUGGCAUCUUUAAGGGAAAAAAAGAAUCAUGUUUAGCAUUCGCAAUGGAUGAUGAAAGUGGUUCGGAAGGAACAUUGGAAGGGUUUCCAGCACCCUCUCUUGAAUCGGAAGCCGGUAUUACGGACUGUUCAAUUAUUGGAGAAGUGGUGACUGGCAUAGGCUCAGCAGUGGAUUUAGCUAGGAUGUUCUCUAAAACCACUCACGAUCUCUUGCACUGGAAAUGGGGAACCAAUAGUAACUUUCUUUACAAAUGCUCUGGUAUUAGCAACCCUGAGCUGGUGAACAAUAAAAUCUUCUCCUUGGUUGAUGCUGGCAUAGCCAUAAACUGUGCUUACCCCCUGGUUCUCCGCCAAGACAGGAAAGUGAAACUGAUCCUCUCCUUUGACUAUGGGCCUGGUGAUCCGUUUAAGACACUCAAGCAAGCUGCCAAAUACUGUGAAGAUAACCACAUCCCAUUUCCUAAGGUGGACGAGAACUUGCUCCAAGACACAGAUAACCCGUCUGACUGCUACAUCUUCAGAGGAGAGGGUGCUCCUACUGUCAUGCAUCUCCCACUUUUCAACAAAGUGAAUUGCCCGGGCUAUGUGAAGGAAUGGAGAAUUAGAUUCAGCCCCGUUCGCUUUCUCUACAACGAGGGAGACGUCCAAAAACUCCUUCAGUCAGCCAGGAUGAAUGUGUCGAACAACAAAGACAAGAUUCUGCAAGAGAUCAAACACAUUGUGGCUUGCUCCAGCAAGAAGGCAAGGUCUUAAGAAGACUUUUUCAUCUAUGUCCUGUAUACAUUAAAGCCACCCAGUAGAUUCUGAAAACUACAGAAUUGUCACCUGGCUGGAAAAUGUCAUUAUUUGGGAUCACAGUGGGGAGAGGAGUCUCAGCUUCUGCUAUGAAAGCACUAGUCCCUAGCUUGUUAGUUAAGCCCAUGAUGUGACUGCACUUUAGUCGAGGAAUUCUGAUUCUGUGCAUUAGUCAAAGAAAAAUUCUCUCUUGGUAUAAAUCAGUCUUUGCUUGCUGUUGUGAAUUAUUGCUCAAUCAGUCUCUGCUCUGUGUGAUGCCAGAUAACUUUGUCUCCUGUUGCACAAUUAAUGUUCAAUCAAUAAAGCCUAUAAACAUCA